AUGACAACGCACGACGCCUCGGAUUAUGGCGGACCGUACACAACCAGUAGUACAGAUCACUACCAAUCCCUGUAUCGGCUCGGGUUACCAGCGAGUCCCAGUGCAUGUGCAAGAUGGUCGACAAAUUCAGCGUCUGAAGAGAGCGUUUAUUUCACCUUGGAAUCCUUCACGACAACCAUUCCAAAUGACUUUCCGGACCACCAGGCCAUCGCGCAGGUCUACACCCGGUCGACACCGCCCAACGCGAGCGUGUCAUACGCGCUGGAAGUGACCCAGAGUUUUGGGAGCGAUGGGCUAACUAGUGAGGGGCAGGGGGGCACCAGCAGGGGCGGGGCCGAGGAGGAAGUGGGGGCACGCAACCUUUUUGCAGUUGAACAGCAAACAGGGAGGAUUUUUCUACAACAGCCAGUCGACGCGAGGGGAAACUUAACAGGUUGGAACUUCACGUUACACAUUUCUGCCUGGACCAGGCGGGAAAACACCGGAGUUUCUGACCUGGACCCUGGACUGCAAGCCCUUGCUGUGGUGACGGUGAACAUCGCCCCGUCGCCCCCUCUAUGUUCCUGCUUCGGGGAGGCCAGCUACGUAUUCCGGCUCCGGUCCGACGCUGAUAGCGGUCCCUUUGGAGCUCUGUGGUUCGACCCUCAAUGCUUAUCUGCCAAUGGUGCCUCUUUGAAAUACUCCUUUUUACCCGAACAAAUCUCUAAAGGUCUCUACAUUGAUAACCAGACAUCGGAAUUAGUUUUGAUACGCCACUCCGAUACACCACUGCAGUCUAGAAAUUUAACAGUGAAAUGCACAGCUGAACAUUCUGCGAGAGGAGUUGACCAGACUCGAACGGAAUCCAGAGUGAUUGCCAUCCAGGUUGAACAAGUGCCAGACUGGUACGUCAUCAGCGUCAGACAAAACAGGUCAAAGGGGGAUCACCUUGUGUGGAUUCAGACGAACGACCCAAGAGUCCAGAACUGGCAGACGAUUGGCGUUUCGUUGGCGGGAAAACACCAAGAUGCCUACGCUUUCAUCCCAACAACGAGCACGCCACCAACGGCAGCCCUGGAGCAGUCCAGCGGGAAAAUCAUUGGUGAGCUCACGCUCAAUCGAACCUUCCCAUGGUGCUGUGCGGCCCGUCACUCCCUCACCGUGUAUCUGCGGGACGGAAGCCAACACGGCCCGGCCAACACCAGCCAAUCAGCGCACGCCCAGGACGUCGCUGUAGCUGUGCAGAUUGACAUUCAGCUGCUGAAACAUGUCCUGAACCUUACCUUACACCGGAACGCCUCCCUGUACACACGGGUCGUGGAUCUGGAAUUCCCAUCGUGCGAACCCGCAAACGCCCUCCAGCGACAGCCUCCCACCAGCCUCAUCCAAGAUGGCGGCCUCCUUCGCCUUGAACACUCCUCAUUGCUUGUCUACGUGGUCGAUACCUCGCCCCUUACAAACCGCAGCCUGACAGGGUACACGGCUGUUGUGCAAAGGCAGGUCGGUUGGCGUGGCGAAAGCCUCCAAGCCGAGCUGGUAUUGCAGAUAGAGAUCAUAGGAGAGCGUAACGCCAAACAAAGGCCAAACUGCGAUCUAGAAGCCUCUUCAGCUACUUGCUCCAGGCACAAUGCCAGGGAAGACUGCGUCAGCGCCUGCGGCAUCGGUGCACCGGACGGCCGCUGCAGGUGGCGCGAGCAGCAAAACACAAAGGCCUGCUCCGAGGAUUUCUCGACGUGUUCGCCGGACUUCAGGACCUGCCCCGAUGGCGUCUGCGACAAUCUGGAAAGGCUUCAUCCGCGGCUGUGCCCGCAGGAUUGCAUAGAGACAAUGGGUGCCAAUUCAAUGUUCUCUAUGACGCUAAAUGGCAACAACGUGGGCAUCAAGAGCGCCAUAGGCCCAUGCUCCUGUGACUUCGAUGGACUGGGGUGCAUGUGUAUGCACAGACGGCUACCCGUCAAUUUGCAACGACACACCACCAUGCUGCAGCAACGUGUUGAUCCAACCACAAUAGGUCUGGUUCCCUAUUCACUUCUGACAACAGUGAGCCCAAGCCUCUUAGUCUCCCAGCCCGACGGAUCGGGCACCGAUGAGUGUACCUACUGCAACAGCCUGAUCGCGGUAGUGAUGGCUUUUUUGGUGUUGUGCGCCUUUGCUGUCCUCGUCUACACACGGGCCAGUCGCGGUUCCCCACUCCGACGGCUCUUCUCCAGUCGGGACUACAAACCGCCCGUGGUCAUCGGGGGGUCGGACUCGCGUCUCAACUCGGUGCUGUCUGAGUGUUCGGACGAUGGGCUGCACCUCAGCAAGGGUUCCGUCACACGGUUAAAAACUGAGUUCGACCCAAAGUGGGAGUUUCCUCGCCGGAAUCUUGUGCUGGACAAGGUCCUUGGGGAGGGGGAGUUUGGCUGCGUGGUGCGGGCGCAGGCACUCAGCCUACGGGGCCACACUGGGUACACCACGGUAGCUGUGAAAAUGCUCAAAGGUUCAUACUCCGCGGAUGACUUGCAAGAUCUUAUUACCGAGAUGAACCUCCUCAAGGAUCUGAGCCAUCCAAACGUUGUCAAGCUUUUGGGUGCGUCAACGCAAAAAGGUCCACUCUAUGUCAUCGUUGAAUACUGCCGCCACGGCUGCCUUCGCGACUUCCUGCGGCGGAACCGCUCGACAGCUGUUUAUCAGGACGACGACGCUUCGCUGCACGACUACGACAAAAUUCACGACGAAGCCGCCAGGGCCCAGAUCGUCUGGAACAAUCGGGAUCUGCUGUCCUUCGCCUGGCAGAUAUGCAAAGGGAUGCAAUAUUUGGCAAUGCUGAAGCUUGUCCACCGAGAUUUGGCGGCCAGGAAUAUCCUGGUGGCCGAGGGUAUGGUGAUCAAGGUGUCGGACUUUGGACUGGCCAGAGAUCUUUACGAGAGUGGCACCUAUGUCAAGACAAGCAAGAGUCGAAUUCCAAUGAAAUGGAUGGCGCCUGAGUCACUGUUCGACAAUAUUUACACAACAAAAACGGACAUCUGGUCGUUUGGUGUUCUGUUCUGGGAGAUUCUGACCAUGGGUGCCAUGCCAUAUCCCGGUAUCAUGUCUCACAAACUGUGCCAGCUGAUACGACAAGGCUACAGGCUGGAACGACCGGACGGCUGCGCGGAAGAACUGUAUAAUAUAAUGCAGAAGUGCUGGCUGAGCGAUCCCGACGACCGGCCGGAUUUCGAAGUGGUCGGCACCAUGUUGGAACGGAUCAUGGAAAAAGAUGCUGACUAUCUGGACCUGUCCUGUUUACCUUACGGAGAGUGUUCCGACGCGGAGGGCUCGAACAGCGCCGCCGAAGACUCCGCUCCGAUCAGCAGCGCCGUGCCCCUGCUGCAGCUCCCCGCCUCGGACUCGACGGAGAUUAUGCCCAUGUCCGUGUCCCUCAGGAAAGACCGCCAUUUGACGGAUGAUGUUCACCUCAAAGAAAUAAUUGUGGAAGAAGAGACCAACGUGGACUCGGGUCCCCUGUACGGUGACAUGGAUACCUGUCGUCUCUAUAGCAACAUCAACAACAACUUCAUCACGGACCACCUGUGCAAGACGGCCAGCGAGCCCAACCUGAGCUCCACCAGCGUGUUUCUGGAGUGACAGUGUUGAGUGGCGCCCUCUGCUGUUGAACUAAGCACUGGUGGGACGGUAGAGGGCUCCACUGAAAACAGAGGGCGCCCUUUAGGUAUUCCAAAAGUUCAUUUCACAUGUAUAUGCCUUUCACACGAAAUGCAAACUGCAUUUCGUCAUCUAAGCCCUUCAGUCUUUGGCUUAACAAACCCAUAUUAUUUAUAAUAAUGAAUAAUAUUUGUAAUAAUAAAUAAUAAUAACUAACAUUUACAUAGCGCCCGAAAAUCCAUGAUAUGCUCUUAGGUGCUGUACACAUUAAAAAGAUAAAGUGAUUACAAUUAAAUAUAAAAGUAAAGGUGUAGAUACACAAAAAGUACUCUAUAAGUCCAGUGAGGAAACAUUAGCCAUUACAAACCAUUACCCAGAAAUUAAACAAACACCUGCUUAAAAAGGUAUAGAUCAAUACAUUAAAAAAUACAUUAUAAACCCAGCCAUUGAAAACCCAUAACCUAUGAAUUAAAAAAGCCUGCUUAAAAAGGUAUAGAUCAAUACAUUAAAAAAAUACGUUAUAUACCCAGUCAUUAAAUCAAUUAUUCUAUGAAUUAAGAAAGGCCUGCUUAAAAAGAUGAGUUUUCAAACCCGACUUGAUACUCUGUACACUGGAAGACUCCUAAGGUUAAUUUCAAGCUGGUUUCAUAGGCGGGGACCAGCCACAGAAACCAUUCUCUCACCUGCGGAAACCAGCCUGGCAUUAGUGCAAUAUAAUUGAGGCGUGUCUAGCGCAGAAUGAGUAAAUAUAGUUUGAACUCUAGUACUUAGCAGAUCACACAAAUAAUUAGGAGCACAACCAUGGAGACACUUGAAUACCAAGAUACAAACUUGAAAGAUCACCUUAUACUUGACUGGCAACCAGUGAAAUUACAUGAGAGCUUAGUCCGAGUAAACUAGGACUCUACGAAUCACUUUUUUUAACAUUUGGACACGGACAUCCUUGUCAUAAACACCUUGUUUGAGGCUGCCAUUUUGAAUUCAGGAAAAGUAGACUUGUGCAGGGCUCUGGCUGUAGAGACUAUUUCCUGGCAAGCAUCAGAUAGACCAAUCACAGGGCACUUUGAUUCCAAAGAUGCAG
Messenger RNA from Patiria miniata (bat star), 4687 nucleotides. It is a transcript of the gene ret, whose product is annotated as proto-oncogene tyrosine-protein kinase receptor Ret-like. Lineage: Eukaryota; Metazoa; Echinodermata; Asteroidea; Valvatida; Asterinidae. The transcript is spliced from 21 exons. Gene Ontology annotation, molecular function: ATP binding; transmembrane receptor protein tyrosine kinase activity. The record is from RefSeq and is a predicted model, not a curated record. Gene Ontology annotation, biological process: multicellular organism development; positive regulation of kinase activity; cell surface receptor protein tyrosine kinase signaling pathway. Gene Ontology annotation, cellular component: signaling receptor complex; axon. Bases 1 to 3588 code for a protein of 1195 amino acids.